Molecule: messenger RNA, 1828 nt
Organism: Aplosporella prunicola CBS 121167
Lineage: Eukaryota; Fungi; Ascomycota; Dothideomycetes; Botryosphaeriales; Aplosporellaceae
Exons: 2
Coding region: 313-1716 (467 amino acids)
Biological process (GO): cellular response to oxidative stress; cell redox homeostasis; glutathione metabolic process
Cellular component (GO): mitochondrion; cytosol
Molecular function (GO): glutathione-disulfide reductase (NADPH) activity; flavin adenine dinucleotide binding; NADP binding
Source: RefSeq, a predicted model, not a curated record
CGUGAGUGCGUGCCAUCGCUCAGCUGCUAUUGCGUCUUCGGAAACCCAUCCUUCCGCCAGCUCCGGCUCACCAAUCAUCCUGCGCCGUCAGUCGAUCUAGAGUUCUGGACGUUCCCAUCUCCUUGCUCUGUCAGCGGCCGUGGGUUAUACAUAAACAACCCCGCCACCUCUCUUUCAACCCCUGCUUCUCCUCUACAAACAGCCAAACUGUCUUCCACACUUUCUUUCCGACCCUUCCUAGCGGCCCCCCAGAGGCUAGCUAAAAUCCGACUUGCCCAAGUAUCGCGACAGUUUUCAGUUUUUGCUCCCGCCAUGGCGCCUACACCCAAGGAGUGCGACUACCUGGUCAUCGGAGGAGGAAGUGGUGGUCUUGCCUCUGCGAGGAGAGCCAGUGGCAUGUAUGGUGCCAAAACUAUUGCCAUUGAGAGCAAGCGCCUGGGAGGAACUUGCGUCAACGUUGGUUGUGUGCCUAAGAAGGUGACCUGGAACGCUGCCGCGCUCGCCGAGACCUUCCACGAUGCAAAGGCCUACGGAUUCUCCUACGACAACCUCUCCUUCGACUGGAACACCAUGAAGACGAAGCGUGACGCCUACGUCAAGCGCCUGAAUGGCAUUUACGAGCGAAAUCUGGGUAACGACAAGGUCGAGUACAUCGCCGGCCGCGCCAAGUUUGUGGACAAGAACACGGUCGAGGUCAAGAUGGACGAUGGCAGCGAGAAGCAGAUCGUUAAGGCCAAGAACAUCCUCAUUGCGGUUGGCGGUCACCCUACCCUGCCCAACAUUCCGGGCAAGGAAUACACCAUUGACAGCGAUGGUUUCUUCGACAUUGAGACGCAGCCUAAGAAGGCAGCUCUUGUGGGCGCGGGUUACAUUGGUGUUGAGAUGGCCGGCAUGCUCCACGCACUGGGCACGGAGACGCAUUUCUUCAUUCGCGGUGACAAGGUUCUGCGUACCUUCGACCCCAUGAUCCAGGACACCAUCACCAAGGAGUACGAGCGCCAGGGCCUCAACCUCCACAAAGUGGCUACCAUCACUAAGGUCGAGGACCAGGGCAACGGCAAGAGGCGCAUCACUUACGAUGAGGGCGACAAGAAGGGCCUGGUUCUCGAGGACCUCGAUACUGUCCUGUUUGCUAUUGGCCGUGCCCCUGAAGUCGAGGACCUGGGUCUGGAGAACCUUGGUGGCAUCAAGCAGAACGACAAGAAGCACAUUGUCGUUGACGACUACCAGAACACCAACAUCGACAACAUCUACGCGCUAGGUGAUGUCUGCGACAAGGGCUUCGAGUUGACCCCUGUCGCCAUUGCCGCCGGCCGACGCCUCUCGGACCGCCUCUUCGGCGGCCAGAAGGACGCCCAUCUCGUUUAUGAGAACGUCCCGUCUGUCGUCUUCGCGCACCCCGAGGUCGGCACCAUUGGCAUGACGGAGCCGCAGGCGCGCGAGAAGUACGGCGAUACGGUUAAGGUGUACAAGACCAGCUUCACGGCCAUGUACUACGCAAUGAUGGAAGCAGACCAGAAGGGCCCCACUGCCUACAAGCUUGUCUGCGAGGGCCCCAACGAGCGCGUCGUCGGCCUGCACAUUCUCGGUGCCGGCAGCGCGGAGAUGCUGCAGGGCUUCGGUGUCGCGAUCAAGAUGGGCGCGACGAAGGCGGAUUUCGACCGCUGCGUGGCGAUACACCCGACUAGCGCUGAGGAGCUGGUCACCCUGAAAUAGAGAGAUAUAUAGAGCGCCUUUGUGAUGAUUUAGAUGUCUCUAGGAUCGCAUAGAUAGCGUUGCGAGUUUAUUGAUAUCCUUCCCGAAUGAAAGAUAUAUUUUCGCAUAGAGC